Molecule: messenger RNA, 872 nt
Organism: Verruconis gallopava
Lineage: Eukaryota; Fungi; Ascomycota; Dothideomycetes; Venturiales; Sympoventuriaceae
Exons: 2
Coding region: 203-634 (143 amino acids)
Biological process (GO): vesicle-mediated transport
Cellular component (GO): intracellular membrane-bounded organelle
Source: RefSeq, a predicted model, not a curated record
UCCAAGGCUGUGUUUAGCAGGGAUUCUCCGCCCAUGUUGACGUCUUGGCCGCGCAAGCCACCCCAAUCCUGUGAGCUUCCAUCUCCAGCUUCGCCCUCCCGAGUCUCUCUUCUUUUCUUUCCAUCCCGUUUCUUGCUUCUUCAGCACGAUUUACAGACAGCCUUGCAUCGACGCCUUUGGCACCACAGCUGACCAGCCAACCAUGGCUGUUCUAUCGAAGAGAUACGUCUGCGACGUCAACGGCUACUGCUACUACACCAGCUGGGACACAUGGGUUCGAUGGGUCGUCCUUGUCGUCGUCAUCGCCCUCUUCCUCCUCGCUUUCUUCUUGUGCUCUUGCAGCAGCGCACGCCGCCGCCGACGACAAGGUCUUCGGCCCUACUACGGCACCGGCUGGUCCGCAAGACCAUGGUACAGACAAGACCCGUACUAUCAGAACUAUCCACCAGCGCCGCCGCAAUACAGCGCGAAUGUUCCCCCCGGACACCAAGCCUAUGGUGGCAUUUACGCACCAGGCAACGGAGGUAUCGAGUUGCAGCAACCUCCUCACUCCUACGCUGCAGGACGUAGCACAGAUCCAGAUGUGUAUGCACCACCUGAGGGCCCACCUCCGCGGAAAGGCUUGAUGAAAUAAAGUUUCAAACGGUUUGCAAGAAAAUUGAUUUUGCUUCACAAAGUGUUCUUUUAACGCGCUCAUGUAUGCAAUUUAUCUGAUUUAUAUGAGUUACGGCUUGCACCUAGCUAAGCGGUCUAAUGAUGGGCAACGGUGUGCUCAGCAGCGUCCGCCCCUUGGCCAUCCACCAAAAUUGUAAUCCCCGACAAGAGACAAUGACUACGUAGAACUAGGCAAUGACAAUCCAGCCUUUCUGACA